AUGAAUCAGCAAGUUGUACUCCCGGAACUAUUCAAUUUCCUAAGCCGCGGCAAGAGCAUCUCAACCGAAGAUUUAGCCACUGAACGCGACGAAACCAACUUCGAUGACGACGUCGAACCCACGCAGUGGAAGCGAGUCAGCAAGAUCCGUCGUUCGCUACAAUUUCCAAGGAAAACUGCACCAAAAACCAACGUCCGUCCGAUCGAUCUGCCAGAAAAUUCCGUUAGCGUGCGAAAGAUUCGUCAAGAGUUAGAGAACGGUCGCCGUUUGAAUACUGCCAUGAGGAAUAAUCACAUCGAUUUUGUUGCACUGGAUAACAUUCUCAAGAACGUAGCGGAAAGUCCUGUUCCGAAGGUGGAAUCUCCGCGAACACCAACCACUGCGACUGCUGCUAAAACUUCGUCCACCACCUUUCUCACAGCUGAAUCGUUAAAAGAAAUCCGUGGGAAGCUGCGAAGGCUGAGCAACGAGUCACUCUACCGUGAUGACAUGAGUCCAGGUGAGGAGCGCAAGGAUGAUGACGAUUCGGUUACCAUAACCGAGGUUGAAACACGAUUGGGUACACUGCAGUCUAGCAGUUCGUCCGAUUCCUACAAAAGUAAUAGCCUAGAAUCGAACCGUAAAGGUUCGACCGAUAGUAACUCGGAGGAUUGGCAUUCGCGGCGAAAGUCCUAUGGAUUCGAAAGGAUGCAUCAGCAGUCUGGGUUUAUGGCGAAAAUGGAUUCUUCGACCGACAGUGGAAUCGGUCGUUCGUCGGAUCUCAGUUCCAGUUGGUCCAGUGGUGGGACGGAGAAUAAUGCUUAUUCUAGAGGUACCAUUGUAACCCUUGGAGAACAGAAGGAAAAACCUGCCAGCACGGCGAUGGUAAUUAAAAUCACCAACGAAGGUCAGGAUAAUGGAAAAACGAAUUACCGCGAUGAGGAGAUCAAACGUCAUUCGAUAGCUGUUGACGAGACCAGUUACGUUCGUGACAGUUUGAAAAAUAUGUUCGAGAAGAAGUCAUCGGUUAGUGUGAAUGGUUUUACCCAUACGUUUAUUGACGAUUUCAAUAGAAACAAGAAAAAAGUUGAGUUUUGUAAAACGGAAGUUCAUUUUACCGCUGACUCGGGUCGUGUAAACAUCGUUGAAACAGAUGAGAAACCCCCGCCAACCAAUGUUUUUCGCAGGCGACGAAGGUCGUCAUCUGGCGGAUCGAUGGGAUCGUCAUUUCUGCAGGCAAUCAGUUCCGGUGUUCCGGUAACACAUUUCGGCGAUUUGGAAAAGGAGAUCAACGAAUCGGAUCUGAAAGAAAACCCUGUUUAUACUGCUCCUCCGGUGGUGACUACUUCGGUUGGCCGCCCGGAACCUAGUCCACACAAGCUCGUUGUCCCUUCGGAUGACAGUGACGCCCAUUCGGCAGACGAAAUAUCACUCCGUGGAAUACUUAAAAACAAACCCGUAAAGCCGAAACCGUACAUGCUAGGCGAAAAUCUGGAAAAUAGUGAAAGCUUAUGGGGAGUUAAGUUGCGACCCGUAUCGACUGAACUGAACUAUUGGAACGGAGAGCUGGAUGAAAAGCAACAAACAAGUGACGAACCGAUGACAACAAAUGGUACUUUUUCGACUAAAAUUAACCUCCCUCCAGCCCAACCGGUCGCUCGAAAAUCAGAAGAAUCAUCCGAAUCGAAUCCGAAAUCCACUACUAAGAUCACGAUCGGUAUGACACACGGUGAUCCUUCGGAUCGCAGUCCCCUAAAGUCAACGUCGCUUAUUAUGCGAACAAUGCGUUCGGCAACUCAAUUCGAUGAAGCCAUGAAAAAGCUCGAAGCAGUUCGGAGAGAUUCUCUGGACAGCAACGCGGACGAGGAAGGACGUCCUGGAAUUCAACUAAUUUCCAGCACAAUUUCCAAGUCGAAUUCAGCCAGUAGCAUCUACAGGGAAACUCCCAAGCUAAGAGUAGCAAAAUAUGCAGCCUCUCUGGACGGAGAUAUCGACGAUGAUGAGCCCCGCUACCGAUCUCCCGUAGCUGCCUAUAGAAGAAAGUCUACGAACGAAUCUCGACUAUCCGACUUCGAGGCUUAUAUCAGCAAAAACAGCAUCCGUCGAUCAAGUACGGACGAGUUUUCCUCAGUCAGUAUGGUGUCUAAUGUCAGUGCAAAACCUGUGGCAGCACCUCGGAUGAAAAAGCUAGGAUCAAGCGUUCUAAGUCAUCAGCUUACUCAGCUGAAACGACUGUACGAUGCGGCUGAGCAAUAUGACAGCGACGAUAGUGCUAAAGCUGAUGAAGAAGUCAAACUUUACCUAGGCAAUUUGGCGGGUAAUAGCGAAGAGAAAGGUGCCAGCGAGCUAUCGGGAAGCUGGAGUCGGCUCAAAGCGAAAAGAAGUUAUCAAAAGUAUCGCGAUCAGGACAUUAAGAUCACCGUCAACUCCAGUUCAGAGUUUGAAAUAGUGAAACCAUCAUCUACCGGAACAACGACCACAACUAUUUCCAAUGAAAAGCAGCCCAGAAAUAGCAACAUAAUGUCCAUUGCGCUGAAAAGUCCUACUCCUAUCAAGAAGCAAUCGACGCCUAGUACCGGCCAGCCGGCCGGCAAUAAACCUUGUCCGGCGCCAGUAAUCGGUAACCGUAGCGUUCCACCAACGGUGAAAACCCAGCCUCCGCAAACGAUCGAACCUCAACAAGCAGCUGCUGUGCAGCCACAGCAGCAACUUUCGACGCACUUCAAGCGCCACAUUCCGACGGCUGCUAGCGAAACGAAUGGCACAGCACGAAACGAAGAACGGGCAUCACUUCGGCUGUCGUCGGGUGCACGACAACUUCGCGAACAUGAACUGUCAUUCUUCGGUGUCAACCCAAACAAAAGCCACGAAUCGUCGAACUCGUCGGGUACCUCGUUGUCGUCGGCGUCAGUAAAGACUCCGCCGCAUACGGCGUUUACCCGAUCCACAACUCUUACCUCCUCGUUUAUUAAACGUAACUCGAUUAACAUGCAUCCUCUGUCGACGUCGUCGUCUUCCGCAUCAUCCUCUACGAAUUCUACACAGGUUAAACCUCAAAAAUCCUCUCCCUGGCAGUUGACGAAUGAUAAGCCUGACUUGUUACGGCACAGUCAACGUAUCGACAAUGAUAGAGCUGAAAAAACUUCCGGCGCUCCAACUGCCACGACUACGGUUGUUGAACCGCAAUACGAGAAUCUAGUCAAAUCCGUUGUGGAAUCGUCCAGCACACAAUACGAUCGUAAAACGGAUCUUAAACGGGAUGAGGAGAUUCUCGAGGAGCUAACACGAGCUGCUGAUGAAAUUUUGAAUGUUGUUAACAACAUGUCGAACGCUGAAAGUACUGAGAGCCUCCUGAAUGAAUAUCGUUCCUCAAACAGUGGCGUUACACUGGGAACGAUUCGAGAAUGUGCUUCCACAAACAAAAUUAUGAAGUCCCGUGGAAUUCAGGUAUCUAAGAACUUCGACGAAAGUUUGAAGCGACAUCAACGGUCUGAAAAAGUCUCUUCAGCAUCAUCUAAUGAAAGCCUCUCGCGACCAUCCUCCAUGAGUACAUCCGUAAUGCGUCCUACGCAAGCAUCCGAGUCCCGCAGUAGCAGUGGUCGCCGUAAGCUAUCGAAUUCGGCCACGGAAACUCGUCGACUGAUUCGUAUGUGCAGCAAAGAGCGGCUGCAUCAAUCGAAUGCCAGUUCUUCAGAAGACUUACCGAAUUCUGCCACAGUUGAUCCUCCUCGUAGACCACGUCGAACCAGACACCACCACAGCUCCACUGAUAAAGAAAGUUCUCGAAAUGGAGUGUCGAAAUCAUCAACCGCCGAAAGCCGUAGAAGCGAUGAAAAUACCGUAACCAGUCGAACGCAUCGCACCGAAAGAUCGUCUACCAGAACUAGCAAAGGUACUACCACUCAUCCCGCGGGUAGUGUAAUUCCAAUCGGAGAUCACCAACAGCAACGUGCAGUCCACCGCAGCAGCAAGUCCGGAACGUCCGUCCUUACCACUACAUCAUCCAAAAAACAUCACCGGUGAGUCUCUGCCGCCUGCUGUUGUUGUUGUUGUUGUUGGUGGUACCUCAAAUAGCUUUUGGCGGUUUUGAACGACAACUUCGAGUAACUUCGGAUGCAACCUACAAUCUCCAGCUUCCAACCACGUCAGAAAAAAUGCAGCAUACAUACUAACAAAGAUCUCGAGCGAACAAAAAAAAACAAUCAUUUCCUAUGUAAUCAUCGAAAAAGCACAAGCGCCGAAUGCGAAAGUAAACAUAUGUGAUGAGUGGUGAUAAAUACUAUCUCUAAGAAGUAA
This is a messenger RNA of Sabethes cyaneus, 4275 nucleotides long. RefSeq lists its product as uncharacterized. NCBI's taxonomy places the organism in Eukaryota, Metazoa, Arthropoda, Insecta, Diptera, Culicidae. Bases 1 to 4002 code for a protein of 1333 amino acids. The transcript is spliced from 9 exons. The record is from RefSeq and is a predicted model, not a curated record.